UUCUCUUUUCCUCGGAAAGCCCCAUUUGCCUCUGCGCUCGCCCAAUCGCUGGAUGCCCUCGGCUCAUCAAUCGCUGCGACGCUUCCUCCGUCUCAUCAGCCCGCGCGCACCGAGGACACCCCCGCGUCUCCGCCAUGACUCCGUGUCCGGGCACAGCGCGGAGGCAGCGACGCUUGAAAUGAGCUUGGACUUCACAUCGCCUUGACGCACGAUCAAAGCAGAAUCCUCUGGCGUUUUGCGUAACGGCUCGGCGCGUUCAGGAAACCAUGCAGGACACGCCGACAGACAGCCAGACUCCCGCUCCGUCCAGGGCGUCGUCGUUUUUCAUCGACAAUCUACUGGGGACGGGGCAGGAUGAUGGGCAGGAUGCUGCGUCCAGCAGCAGCCGGACGGAUGCCGGGGCAGAGACCGCUUCCGACGGGCGAGACUUAAUGGCACAUCCCACCGAGCAGAGCGCUCCGGAGCCCGGCUACUGCAGCUCUGUGGUCCGGUCCUCAUACAGACACUCACCGCUGCUGUGGCACCACGGGGGGUCUCUGGAAACUACCUGCAGUCCAAAUCACAACAUGAAGGAUCUCUGCUGCCUCAUGUCACCCAGUGACCGGGGUUCACCUGCCAUGUCUGAACCCAUAACCGAGGCCAGCGAUGAAACUGACAGGAAAACAGCCGAUGGCAGCAUCACAGAUGACAACGAGGAUGCUCUGAACACCACUGAUGCUCGGUCUGGUCCAUCUGCUGGGUCUGAGCAGACCUCCACCAGGAAGAAGAAGACCCGCACCGUGUUCAGCCGCAGCCAGGUGUUUCAGCUGGAGUCCACCUUCGAUGUGAAGCGGUACCUGAGCAGCUCGGAGAGGGCCGGUUUGGCAGCAUCGCUGCACCUGACGGAGACUCAGGUCAAGAUCUGGUUUCAGAACCGGAGGAACAAGUGGAAGAGACAGCUGGUUGUGGAUCUCGAGGCUGCACAUGUCCCAAACUCAGCCCAGCGGAUUGUCCGGGUGCCCAUUCUGUACCAUGAGGGGUCUGUACCCACUGCAGUGGGCUUUAACUUAAAUGGGCACCCAGUGUCUCCCUCUGUCGUGGGCCUCUCAGGGUCCAUCAGCUACCCUCUGUCAUCGUUUGCUCACUCUAUGAGCCUGUUAAGAUCUCAGAUGAGCAGCUUGGUGUGAAAACUGCAGACUGAUGUCUAAAACUGCGUUAUUAACAGGAAUUCACUCAGUUAAAAUUAAUUGUGCAAUAACCCCCAAACUGCUGCCUGUAUCCAAAGACACAAGAUGAAGAAUCAAAUGUUUGAAAGCAAUUAUCUUUAUAUUUAUGUUGAUAAAACUGUAAGUGUGUUCAUUAGAAUCACAAUCCAGAGGGAGGGAAAAGGAGGCUGGAGCCGUUCACUGUAUGUUUGAUACACACAUAUUUUUGCUAACUUUUAUAUUUAAAGCCACAAAUUUUUUUCAAAUUUGUCACUAUUUUCACAAAAUAAAACUAAUAAAAAUAUCAAUCACCAAACCUUCUGU
Messenger RNA from Austrofundulus limnaeus, 1508 nucleotides. It is a transcript of the gene hmx1, whose product is annotated as H6 family homeobox 1. The coding region runs from base 267 to 1166 and encodes 299 amino acids. The transcript is spliced from 2 exons. NCBI's taxonomy places the organism in Eukaryota, Metazoa, Chordata, Actinopteri, Cyprinodontiformes, Rivulidae. Gene Ontology annotation, biological process: negative regulation of DNA-templated transcription; regulation of transcription by RNA polymerase II. Gene Ontology annotation, molecular function: RNA polymerase II transcription regulatory region sequence-specific DNA binding; DNA-binding transcription factor activity, RNA polymerase II-specific. Gene Ontology annotation, cellular component: nucleus. The record is from RefSeq and is a predicted model, not a curated record.